AGGCAGUCUCCAAUGAAAGUGUCCAUCAUCCCCUGCAAAGAUGCCACGCAAACUCCUUAAAUUCCUGAUCAUCUUCGACAACACAUCAUUGCUUUACUUCCCGGGACAGUUCCUGUCCGGCCGGGUACUCAUCGAACUCCAGGACGAAACGCCGGCAUUAGGUCUUCACUUUCAUGUGGUGGGCGAGGGCGUCGUCCGCAAUGGCCGGCGGCAGGAACGAACCUACGACAAAGAGAACUACAUUGAUUUUCGUAUGAGACUGCUCGGGGACGUGGAUCAAGGUGGGCCGGCCAUCCUCUCCCCAGGCAUUCACAGUUUUCCCUUCAAGCUCGGACUGCCGCAUGGCCUGCCUUCCACCUUCCUAGGGCGCUAUGGAUGGAUCCAGUUCUAUUGCAAGGCAGCACUGCGGGAAAACAACGGCGUUAUCCACAAAAACCAUCAGGUCUUUAUCGUAAUGAACCCCAUUGACCUGAACCUGGAGAAGCCCAUUCUGGCGCAACCAUUCACCUGCGAGGUUGACCACAAGCUGGGCGUCGUUUGCGUAGGCGGAGGGCAGAUCAAGUGCAGGGUUUCUCUGGACCGCGGAGGGUAUGUGCCGGGCGAGAACAUUCUGGUCACGGCAUUCAUUUCCAAUCACAGCAACGUGACCGUCAAACGGACAAAGGCAUCUCUCACAGAGACCAUCGAGUACCUGGCUCGGGGCAAGGUUGUGCAGACCGAGAAGCGGGAGUUGGCCGUUCUAGUGCGCGGAAAGAUCCGACCCGGUGGCAAGGACGAGUGGCACAACGAGCUGUAUGUUCCACCGCUGCCGCCAACGAACCUGCAAGGCUGUCACUUGAUUAAGACUUCCUACGAUGUCUUCUUCGUCAUUGAACCCAAGUCCCUGGAAAAGGAGAUUAAGCUGCAACUGCCCAUCGUACUUGCCACAUAUCCGUUCCGCAAUUCCGGUGACUCUGCGAAUCCGAAUACAUGGCCGGAGUCGGUGCUCAAGCCGGACACCCACACCCACUAUCCCUCCACGCUUCCAAUCUUCCGGCCCUGGCUGAAUGAGAAGCCUAGCGAGGCAUAGCACAGGAGCCUGAAAUAUUGGAGCCCCAUAGCCACAUGAAUGCCCAUAGUUCAGUUAACAACAAUGCGCCAUAAACAAACUUAAACUACUGUAUUUAACUCGUACGUUUAUAGCUCGGAAACUUUGUAAAUGUAAAAUGAUUAA
Messenger RNA from Drosophila bipectinata, 1213 nucleotides. RefSeq names its product arrestin family protein Vdup1 (gene Vdup1). NCBI's taxonomy places the organism in Eukaryota, Metazoa, Arthropoda, Insecta, Diptera, Drosophilidae. Gene Ontology annotation, biological process: protein transport. Gene Ontology annotation, cellular component: cytoplasm. The record is from RefSeq and is a predicted model, not a curated record.